This is a messenger RNA of Bombina bombina (fire-bellied toad), 5193 nucleotides long. RefSeq names its product serine/threonine-protein kinase PAK 4. The record is from RefSeq and is a predicted model, not a curated record. Gene Ontology annotation, cellular component: cytoplasm. Gene Ontology annotation, molecular function: protein serine/threonine kinase activity; ATP binding. Lineage: Eukaryota; Metazoa; Chordata; Amphibia; Anura; Bombinatoridae. Gene Ontology annotation, biological process: protein phosphorylation; intracellular signal transduction; regulation of MAPK cascade. The coding region runs from base 1059 to 3062 and encodes 667 amino acids. The transcript is spliced from 9 exons.
UGUGUAUAUCCCUUGUUGCCUGUGCCCAAGGGUGUGCCCUCCCACCCUACAGCUGUGCCCAGGUGAGAGCCCCUGCACGCUCUCUGGCUGUGCUGUUAAAGGGCUGUUUCUCUAAGUGGUAUAAAUUAUGGUAAACUCAUGUUUUAAAAUCAGGUCCUGAAUCUAAGCAAAAGUUGACCACUUUUAAUGAAGAUGCGCUGUAACUUACUUUUAAUGUAGCCGUGCCAUUCUAAUACUCCACUCUCCCACUUAAAAAAACUCAUAUUUGUGCUGAGCUAACCUUUUGAACUGUUCUCAUAUCAGUGCUCUAGCUACAAAAAAGUGCCGUACGGCUAGAGCGCUGAUUGGAGAACAGUUCAAACUGUUAGUUUAUCAAAAAUAUGAGUUUUUUUGAAGUGGGCAGUGGUAGCACAGGGUAUUAGAAUGGCACUGCUAGAUUAAAAAGUGAGUUAAAAGUGAUCAAUUUAAGCAAUAUUUUAGAUGGACUUUGAUUUUGGACCUUAUUUUAAAACAUGUCAAGUUUACCAUCACUUUAAAGGGAUAUGAAAGUCAGAAAAUGUUAAAAAAAAAAUAAAAAUAAAAUAAAAAAUGCUCUAAUAAAACUGUUCUGUGAAGUUUAAAUGUUUUCAUGGUAGGUCACUAAAACAUGCACCUCCGUCUGUAUGCACUAUGCAGAAUAUUGAGUGUGGGAGUUUACUGACAAAUACAAUUUUCACUGCAGGGCUACCUAUUCUUCCCCUUUUUACUUUGCUGUAUUUGUGCCUCCCACCUCCUUCUUUCUGUGAUUAUUUAGCUUUCCAGUUCCUCCCCUCUCCCCCCCCCCCCCAAUUCACCGGUCCCUCCCAUGGACUGGGGAGGAGCCGAGAGAUCUCACGUCAUGAAACUGCCUGGAACACUGAGAGAAAUCUAAGAUAGCCUGACACCUUCUCAGCUGGAGUUUUUUUUAUCCUUGUGGGAUUAUGCAUCUGCUGGCCUGAGUGCAGGGACAAUUCCAGGUCACCUCUCUAGGAAUCUCUGGUCUCUCUAGUGUUGGAAGUGCUGGAAUAAAUUGCAUCUCUAUGGUGUCGGGAAGCACAGGAGAUGCUAAGGGUGCGCUAACAGCCAUGUUUGCAAAGAAAAAGAAACGCGUUGAGAUCUCUGCCCCGUCAAAUUUUGAGCACCGGGUACACACUGGAUUUGAUGAGCAAGAGCAGAAAUUCACCGGGCUCCCUCGGCAAUGGCAGAGCCUGAUCGAGGAGUCGGCUAAGAGGCCCAAACCUCUGGUGGACCCAGCAUGCAUCACUGCAAUUAGACACGCCCCUCAGAAGACCAUCGUACGUGGAAACAAGUUAUCUCGAGAUGGGUCUCUGGCGUGGCUCCUUGACGAGUUUGAUAACAUGUCUGUGUGUCGCUCCAACUCCUUGCGCAAGGACAGCCCUCCAUCUUAUCCCCGGGAUGACAGAUUGCCACAGGAGAACGGAGUGAGUGAUCGGCGAAUAAGACAUUCACACGAUGACAUGGGAAGAGGAUCUGAAAGAAUAAGGCAGGAGCACCACCAUGGAAAGGAACGGCCAAGGGAAGAACAGAGAGUAGCUCCUCAACAACCUCGGGGGCAGGAACCAAGCAACAAGCACCGCCCUCCCCCACCAGACUACCCUAAAUCCCAUGAACACAGAGCUUCUCGUACUCAUGAAAGAGUUGAUGUGAGGAAGGAGAACCUGGAAAUUAACCGGGAGUACAGUGAACCUGCUGAUCGUGUUGUUAGAAGGGAGAAAGGAGAAGAGAAGAGACCAAAAUCCUCUUACACAGGGGGUGAGGGCAGCCCGCAGUCACCCAGAGAUAAGCGGCCACUGUCAGGCCCCAAUAUCAGGACUCCAAGCAACCCUCCUAGUGAGGGAUCAGGGAAACCUACACAGCAGGCAGGGCGACCGUUCAACACCUACCCAAGGGCAGACACAGAUCCCAACAGAGGGGGCUCUAACCAGGAAUCUCGCACCACAGUACCACUCGACCAGAAAAUCCCAGCUGGCAAAGUUUCAUCUAGGCAGCAGCAAGGCCAGACUAAGCCCAAACCUCCUGAGAAACCUCUUCCCUCUGGCCUUUCUCCUCAUAGCUCAGACCCUCAGCUUUCAAGACCCGAACAGUCCAAACCACCACCUCCACCCGCUCAACCUCGCUCACCACAAAGAGAACCUCAGCGGGUGUCUCACGAGCAGUUUCGGGCAGCUUUGCAGAUGGUGGUGGAUCCUGGUGACCCAAGGACAUACUUGGACAACUUCAUCAAGAUUGGGGAAGGUUCAACAGGCAUUGUGUGCAUUGCUUCUGUCAAAAGCACGGGGAAGUUAGUGGCUGUGAAAAAGAUGGACCUGCGCAAGCAACAGAGGAGGGAGCUGCUCUUCAAUGAGGUGGUGAUAAUGAGGGAUUACCAGCAUGAGAAUGUGGUGGAGAUGUACAACAGUUACCUAGUGGGUGAUGAGCUCUGGGUCGUCAUGGAGUUUCUGGAAGGUGGAGCCCUAACUGACAUUGUCACUCAUACUAGAAUGAACGAAGAACAAAUAGCGGCCGUCUGUGUGUCUGUACUUAAAGCACUCUCUGUCCUACAUGCACAAGGCGUCAUCCAUCGUGAUAUUAAGAGCGAUUCCAUUCUGCUUACACAUGAUGGCCGGGUAAAGCUUUCAGACUUUGGAUUUUGUGCACAAGUCAACAAGGAAGUACCACGUCGUAAGUCUCUGGUUGGGACUCCCUACUGGAUGGCUCCUGAACUGAUCUCAAGGUUACCUUAUGGACCAGAGGUGGACAUAUGGUCUCUGGGCAUUAUGGUGAUAGAGAUGGUGGAUGGAGAACCCCCUUAUUUUAACGAACCCCCACUGAAAGCAAUGAAAAUGAUUCGGGAUAAUUUACCCCCUAAACUGAAAAAUGCACAGAAGGUUUCCCCAUUGCUAAAGGGGUUUCUGGAUCGGCUCUUGGUGAGGGAACCUGGCCAACGAGCCCCAGCUAAUGAGCUUCUGAAACAUCCUUUCCUAGGGAGGGCCGGCCCACCCUCUUGCAUCGUUCCACUGAUGAGACAGAAUAGAAUGAGAUGAGGAGUUGGGAGAUGUCAGACCAAAGACUGACCUUAUUUUGGGGGGCAGGGAGAUGAAUGUGUCAGCCAAACCCACCUCAAUGUUGUUCCAGGAAACCUGGGUAAAAACUACUAAAUCAUUACUCUUCCAACAUAAACUUCUAGAUCAGCACCAAUCACAACCCUAUUUGAUCUUUUUAUAAGUUGCAGUUAAUCUCCCUCCCUAGGAGCAUUAAGAUGGUAAGACCGACACUGUCUCACCUGCCUUAGAGUGCUCAGGUAAUUUAUUUGGUAAGGAAACAUGAACAGUAUGGCCUUAUCAUGGGAAUAGGAAGAUACCAAGACAAAACUCAAAAUUCAUCUCCAACGGGAAUGUUUGCACAUUGUGUUUAACUAAACUUGGAUAAUUUUUGUUCUCUGGAGAGCACUUGGAUAAACACAAAAUAUGCACAUGUUUAUAUGAAAAUCUGGGAGAAUACACUGGAAAACAAACUUAAUGCUUUGUCCAGGAAUGGCUGGAAUGUGAUUACUAGACUGAGGUGACCGCUAACCACGUGAAUAUUAUUUUUUCAUCUCCAGUCAGUCAUCACAUGGAGCAGCAUAUGAGCCAGCAUUUUAGUGUAGUUAGGCAGGAACUUGUUUUACAAGUUUCUUCAUUUAAUGCCAGCUCAUACAGAUUUCUUUAUUAUUAUUAUUUUUUUAUUAUUGGGGAGAGGUAGAAACCUGGCUAUGAUUGACCUCUUUUUGUUCUCUAUGUUCUCCAAAACACUGUCCAGCUUCAUCUAAGAAGCAUAGCCAGCUUUGCCUGAAACUUUCAGAGCCAUUUAUAUAAGGCUAUCCUGUUAGUGCACUUAGGACACAUGUCAGGUUAGUCGUCUUAUCUGUAGGACUGGAUGAUAGUGUUACUUUAACCCAAUGUGUCUGUUGAUGCCCCUGAAAAUGAUAUGAAGAUUUGAAUGUUGCACUGAAACUCACUGGAAACACAAGUAUCGGCCUGUGAUAUAUCAGCCCUAGAUGCUAGAAGGAAUCUCUUCUAUUUAAUACAUUCAAGACCCCUGGUAUUAAACAAAACCCUACUGGUUAAUGCCCAUCUUUAUUCUGCACUUUUCUCACCAAAUUACAAAACCGUAAUCAGAUUAAAAAUAUAUAAUAUUCCUUACUAAGUUUGUAUCCCACCCCAGCAGGGCGGCUAUGUGUACCACUGCCUAUAACUAGGGAUAUUUUGUUAUUUUCAGGUCUAAAGUCACCCCCUUCUUGUCAUUUUAGCAUUUCUUCUGUGACUAUACAGUUUUAUCUCAUUUUGUUUUAAUUGUAGUUUGUUCUUCAAAAUUGUCACAAAACUACAGUGACUGCAACGUGUUUGUGGGAAGAAUGAUAUCUAAAAGGUUUGAGUUCAUGUUGAAAAAAGAAAAAAAAACUAUUGGAAUGUGCUAGCACACGUUUAGGGCCUAUUUGAAAAUCUACAUUAAAAAAACUGGAUAUUCAGGGGCGAACAUUGCAAUAAGUGUAGCCAAGAAAAACUGUAUUUCUCACAUUUUGUGAUGAAUUGUAUUUUUGGAAUACUAAGCACUGAAAUAGUGGUAUAGAAAUGCUUAAGUAAUUUAGCGCUAAACGCUGACAACGGUUUGACAUCCUGUGGGAUCUUCUUCUGCUUUGCAAUACAUUUGAAGAAGUGAGAAAGUGUUUGUAUUAUGAGUGCAUCUGUUUAAAUGUCCAUUACAGUCAGUAGUGCCUUAUUGUAUUUUUACUGGUAGAACUAUACAAUAAUUCCUGUAUUUGCAUUCAUAUCCCUGUACAGAAUGAAGUACCCCGACAAUCAGCUAAACUGUGUUAUGUAAGCAAUACGAAACAAAGACACUAAAACUGGCGAGUAGCAUUGGGGAAUAUUCCCUUGAUAUGACUUCCAGCUCUUCAGAGACUACUAGUUCUAGUUUUAUAUAUAAUAUAUAUUUAUAAAAUAUUUGUUUUGGAACAUGAAGUAUUCGUACAUCUGAUUGUGACACAAACAAAUCAGGCUGUGAUGCUAAAUGAUCUUUGCUUUUCAAUUUAUUUGUACAAGAAAUUCAACUGUAUUUUGCAAAGUUGUUGUUUUUUGUUUGAACAGAACUUAAAUAGACACUACUAGUUUUACAAAUACAGUUUUUGGACAAAAA